Fulvia fulva is the source of this 1344-nucleotide messenger RNA. Its product is annotated as Acyl-CoA dehydrogenase fadE12. NCBI's taxonomy places the organism in Eukaryota, Fungi, Ascomycota, Dothideomycetes, Mycosphaerellales, Mycosphaerellaceae. Gene Ontology annotation, molecular function: flavin adenine dinucleotide binding; acyl-CoA dehydrogenase activity. The transcript has 2 exons. The record is from RefSeq and is a predicted model, not a curated record. The coding region runs from base 1 to 1344 and encodes 447 amino acids.
AUGGCCCAGACACUCCUCUCCUCGUUGCGUAUGGCCUCUCGCACUGCUUCUCUUCCCCGACCCAUUCUAUCAACCGCAUCAAGAUGUACAACACGUGCCUUUUCCGAGACGCCGCGGAGGCGAGAUCUGAUGGAGACCUCUGGCUUCACAGAAGAGCAGAUGACUGUCCGAGAAAGCAUCAUGAAGGUUUGUUCCAACUUCCCAGACGACUACUGGAUGGAGAAAGACUACAGCUCAGAAUACCCUCACGAACUCCAUGCAGCAUUGGCCAAAGAUGGCUGGAUAGGCAUUGCACUGCCUGAGAAUCUGGGAGGCUCAGGGUUGGGCAUAUCAGAGGCCACCAUGAUGAUGCAAAGCAUCGCAGAAAGUGGCGCCGGCAUGGCAGGAGCACAAUCAAUACACGCGAACGUAUACGCAACUCAGCCAGUGGCAAAGUUUGCAACAGAAGAACAACGAGAUCGUUUCUUGAAGAAGAUCAUCAGCGGCGAAUGGCGAACAUGCUUCGGCGUUACAGAACCCAACACCGGUCUGGACACCCUCAAGCUCAAAACCACCACCACACCAGAAGGCGACGGCUACCGCAUCACAGGCCAAAAGAUCUGGAUCACCAACGCCCAAAUCGCCGACAAAAUGGUCCUGCUCGCUCGAACGACACCCCUCGAUGAAGUCACCAAGCCCAGCGAAGGUCUCAGCAUGCUCUACAUCGACCUCAACAAAGACGACCCUGGUCUCGAAAUCAAGAAGAUCCGCAAGAUGGGCGGCCGAGCAGUCGACGCCAAUCAAGUCUUCUUCGAUAACUACUACGUCCCGAAAGACGCCCUGAUCGGCAAGGAAGGCAGCGGCUUUAAGCAGAUCCUCCACGGCAUGAACGCCGAGCGCUGUCUCCUCGCUGGCGAAGCCCUCGGUCUGGGAUACGCAGCCCUCAAGAAGUCAACAGACUACGCUCGCGAGCGUGUCGUCUUCGGCAGACCCAUUGGACAAAAUCAAGCCAUCCAGCACCCUCUGGCGUCCGCGUACAUGCAACUGGAAGCAGCAAAGCUAGCGACGUACCACGCCGCUAGACUCUACGAUCGCAGCUCGCCAGAUCAUCCAGAGUAUGAUGAUAGUAUCACACAGCAUCAAGUCGGGGUGGCGGCGAAUAGUGCCAAGUACGUCGCUGCGGAGGCUGCCUACACUGCGUGUGAGAGAAGUGUGAUGAGUAUGGGUGGAAUGGGAUAUGCGGCGGAGUAUCAUGUGGAGCGAUAUUUGCGAGAGUGUUUUGUGCCCAGAUUGGCGCCUGUGAGCAGAGAAAUGAUCAUGAACUUCAUUGGAGAGAAAGCGCUUGGUCUGCCGCGUAGCUACUAG